Dendrobium catenatum is the source of this 984-nucleotide messenger RNA. Its product is annotated as histone deacetylase 2. Gene Ontology annotation, molecular function: histone deacetylase activity. Lineage: Eukaryota; Viridiplantae; Streptophyta; Magnoliopsida; Asparagales; Orchidaceae. The record is from RefSeq and is a predicted model, not a curated record.
AUCGGCGUGGGCUGUACCCGCCGUUCAGCAAAUCAGGAGUCUCUGAAGCAUCCCGACGUUGGAAUCAAUUAAGCUUAAGAACUACGCAGAGCAGUGGAGCUUUUCUGCGGACGAUUCUGCAGCCUUCUCCCCCGAGAGGCGUCCCAAGUGGCGGAAACUAACCCAACCCUACUUUCUUUCGUACUGCCGGCAAUGGGCACUUCGUCAUCCCAUUCCUCGCCUCCAUCUAUGGAAGCUGCCGAAGAGCUCCGCAGGAAUCGAAUCCUAUCCAGCAAGCUCUACUUCAAUGUGGCUCCAUCCAAGGUUGCCGUCAUCUAUUCUCCUUCGUACGAUAUAGCGUUUCUUGGAAUCGAGAAACUGCACCCUUUUGACUCUUCAAAAUGGGGUCGCAUCUGCCAGUUCCUGACUAAUGAAGGUGUUUUAGAUAAGAAUAGAAUAAUAGAACCAUUAGAAGCUUCAAAAGAUGAUUUAUUAGUGGUGCAUCCAGAAUUAUACUUGCGUCGUCUCAAAAGCAGUGUGAAUGUUUCUAUGAUUCUAGAGGUCCCUCCUGUUGCAAUGCUUCCAAAUUGCCUUGUUCAGCAAAAGGUGCUACAUCCAUUUCGCAUGCAGGUGGGAGGCUCAAUCUUGGCAGCAAAACUUGCUAAGGAACGUGGUUGGGCUAUCAAUGUGGGUGGCGGUUUUCACCAUUGCUCAGCUCAGAAAGGCGGUGGCUUUUGUGUUUAUGCUGAUAUUACUCUUUGUAUACAAUAUGCCUUUGUUCGCUUGAAUAUUUCCAGGGUUAUGAUUAUUGAUCUUGAUGCCCACCAAGGGAAUGGCCAUGAAACAGAUUUCAGUGAUGACCGAAGAGUUUACAUAAUGGACAUGUACAAUUCUCAAAUAUAUCCUUUAGAUUACGAGGCAAGGAGGUACAUUGAUCAGAAAAUAGAGUUAAAGAGCGGCACUAGAACAAAGGAAUAUUUAGAAGAGUUGGAGAGAGAACUUGAG